Thrips palmi is the source of this 2034-nucleotide messenger RNA. RefSeq names its product signal peptidase complex catalytic subunit SEC11A (gene twr). Bases 161 to 697 code for a protein of 178 amino acids. The transcript has 5 exons. The record is from RefSeq and is a predicted model, not a curated record. Gene Ontology annotation, molecular function: serine-type endopeptidase activity. Lineage: Eukaryota; Metazoa; Arthropoda; Insecta; Thysanoptera; Thripidae. Gene Ontology annotation, cellular component: membrane; signal peptidase complex.
GCAGAACAACGCGCACUGCGAAUAACUGUUUGUGCUGUGUAAACUGACGUGGAGCCAACACCGGACACCGACACCGACCCUUUCUGCAAAAUAUAUCGCCGGUUCAACUUGAAGACUUUCCCCCUUUAUCCAGAGCCACUUCAAAAUAUCUCUUUUCAAAAUGAUGAUGGACGCGUGGGAUGAUUUUAAACGCAUGAACAAGCGUCAGAUGCUUUAUCAAGCCUUGAGCUUUGGAAUGAUAGUUUCAUCUGCCCUUAUGAUAUGGAAAGGAUUGAUGGUGGUGACUGGUAGUGAAAGUCCUAUUGUAGUUGUGCUUAGUGGAAGUAUGGAGCCUGCCUUUCAAAGAGGAGACCUUCUGUUCCUCACAAAUAAUCAGGAAGAUCCCAUAAGGGCCGGAGACAUUGUUGUGUUUAAAGUUGAGGGAAGAGAAAUCCCAAUUGUACACAGGGUGUUAAAGCUGCAUGAAAAAGCCAAUGGAACUGUCAAAUUUCUUACCAAAGGAGAUAACAAUAAUGUAGAUGAUCGUGGUCUUUAUGCUCCCGGUCAACUUUGGUUAGCAAAGAACCACGUUGUUGGGAGAGCUCGUGGAUUUCUUCCAUAUGUUGGCCUCGUCACCAUAUACAUGAAUGAUUAUCCUCAUUUCAAGUACGCUGUUCUAAUUGCACUAGCCCUAUAUGUUUUGAUUCAUCGUGAAUAGUAUUUAUAACUUUAAGAUCAUUUGUGCGAUUGUGGAUUUCAAGGACUGGGGAUCGUGUGUAUGUGUGUUUCUGUGUUUUAUGCAGUGGUUUUACAUUGCAAAGCUGAUGUAGUUAUGAUUCUGAUUUGCACCAGAAAAGGGUAAAUGUGAAAAAACUCAAGGGAAAUCAACAUCAUUCAUUUAUCGCUUUGAAAAUUUUUCCACUUUUAUUUUUGGUCCUGGAAGUAGUAAUUAUGCUCAGAGAAAUACACCCAAAAUUGUUAAGUAAUAAAUAUUUUUUCCAAACUUUUGUUUGCACAUUUCAAAAAUACAUGGAGUCACAGGCACAAUUUUUGUAAUGAAGCAGUGUUUUUUUAUUCAAUUGAUAGAUCUUGGUGAAAGUAGUUAAUGUAAAUUUAAAUGAUGUAGGUUUUCUGAUCUGUGUGAUCAAACUUCUUCAUGUGGAGUUUCAUAUAGGAUAUAAAAUAAUUUUCAACAGGCAGGAUUAUGCACAGCAGCUCAAAUUAAAUUUACUUUUGUACUUGGACGGCAAGUUCAUUUAGUUAAUUUGUGGAGGGUUGCCUCAUAGUUCUAUGGCCACCAAAGAGAAUUCAUUAAAAUUAUUGCAUUUUAUCAACUACUAGCCUGGAUUUAGUAUGUGAUGCAUCCUUUAGUAGCUGUUUCUGUGUUGUGAACAAGAAACGGCAGGUUAAAGAACCAAACUAGCUCUCAAGAAUGUCUCACAACUGUGAUAAAAUGGACUUAAAAUAGGGACAGCUUUUGAGAAUUUGUAUAAUUUAUGUAAUUACUGUAUGUAUAUCUCCUUAUCAAUAUUUUAAGAGGACAGAAUGUUUUGCAUCUUGUGCCAGUCUUACAUUCCCAGAGGAAGCUCUAGUAUUGAAGCGUAUUGCGCAUUUAUUUCUCCGCAAUUGCCUUAACUUUGGACUUAAAAUAUUGACACACUUAGGUAGGGCAGCUAGAAACGCAGGAAUUAUCUUGCAAACAGUUAGUCCAGCUAGAGCGGCAGGGAUUUAUCUUGCAAACUUUUGCAACUACCAUUUGUUUCAUCUGAUUUUUGCUUGUAGGUUUGACAUUUCGGAAGGUUAAAUCAAGAGAGAAAGAAUUGUCCCCCAUAAUUAUUUUAAGCCAAGUAGAGAAGAGACAUUACCUUUUUCAUCAGUUGGUUACCAAUUUUAGUUGUCCUGCAUAGCUUGUGUAUUGUGUUGACUCACAUUUUAUCCAUCUGCCUGAAUUCUGUCACCAUGGAGGUUUGCCAGAGUGCCAAUUUUUCUUCCCCACAACUGUAAACCAUUUCCCCUUGGCUGUAAAUUUAGUCCAUUAAAUUUUUUUUCUCUAAU